AACUUGGUCAAGGACGGUCAUGUCCCUCUCUCCCAUCCUCAGGCGCUGGCGCCCCCACACCACCCCAGUCCUCCUGCGAGCCCUGACCACCCCGCCUCAUUCGGGCUACUCAUUCCCGACGAGCACCGACUUCUCCCGCUCGCCAUUCGAGCACGUCUCCGUCGGCCACUCACGUAUCACCCUCCCUACGUUCGCUUCCAAAGCAGAGGAGGAACAGUACAGGAAGGAACAUCUCGCUGCGGUAUUUCGCGUCUUGGCCAGAGAAGGGCUUGCGGAGGGGAUCGCUGGCCACUGUUCGGUGCGCUCAGCGAUCGACCCUUCGAAAUUCUACAUCAACCCAUGGUCCAAGUCUUUCUUUCGUAUGAAAGCUUCCGACCUCGUAUUAGUGGACGGGGACGGUCAGGUAGUGCAGGAUGGCACGGAGACACAGGGGAGGAGCGUAGAUGCCAGUGCGACGGGGCUGCAUGCGCCGAUAUAUAGAGAGGCGGAGGACGUGUGCUCGAUCGUUCAUGUCCAUGGGCCGUAUUCGAAGGCGUUUUCCGCGUUGGGGAAGCCGGUGGAGAUGAUCAACCAGGACGCAUGUGCGUUCCACGGAUGUAUCAUCGACGUUGGGUUCGAAGGGCUCGUGGUGGACGAAUCUGAAGGAACGCAGAUCGUGAGCCGGAUGACGCCGUCGACGAAGAUCGCUCUGUUGCAAAAUCACGGGUCGCUCGCUCUGGGCCGGACGAGCCCUGAUGAAGCGGCUUGGUGGUUCCUCUCCUUUGAGAAAGUCUGCCGCGCCCAACUGCUUGUCAUGUCCGCGCUCAAACCUGGCGAAAAGCCCAUCCUGGUCAAUGACGAAGCGCGCGAGUUUACGCUGCGGGAGAUGGGCACGGCUGAGAUGGGCUGGCUCGGGUUUGCGGGGUAUUAUGAGCGGGAGGAGUGGGAGGAUGGGGAUUUUAAGAAAUAGAGCUCAAGUAUUCCCACAAUCGAAUGCUAUUAAUAUUCUUUCCCGUAUGAACAUUCCAUUCCUCAAUCCCAAUGGACCGGUGCGUUAUCGGACCGGACCGUUUGGUUGAGAUCAAGAGAGGAAUAUGACCCGGUGCGGUGAGUGAAAUGGCG
Messenger RNA from Dacryopinax primogenitus, 1101 nucleotides. RefSeq names its product arad-like aldolase/epimerase. NCBI's taxonomy places the organism in Eukaryota, Fungi, Basidiomycota, Dacrymycetes, Dacrymycetales, Dacrymycetaceae. The transcript has 6 exons. The record is from RefSeq and is a predicted model, not a curated record. Gene Ontology annotation, cellular component: cytoskeleton. Gene Ontology annotation, molecular function: actin filament binding. Bases 20 to 949 code for a protein of 309 amino acids.